AGCAUGAAUAUUACUACCAUCCCAAAAUUCCUUGCAACCAAAAACUCUUUUUCUAUUGCAUUAAUAAUCUCAAUAUAUAUACUCUUUCUUGUUACAAAUGUAAAAUCCGAUUUUUCCUUCGACUUCCCUAAUUUUAACCUUGACACUAUUAAAGAAGGUAUCGCCUUCGCAAACGACGCCACAUUAAAAAACGGGGUAAUACAAUUAACAAGGAAAGACGAUUAUGGUUAUCCACUCAAACAUAGUGCCGGCCAAUUUGGAUUGAUAACACCAAUUCAAAUUUACGACAAAACCACCGGAAAAGUUGCGGAUUUUGUAACGGAGUUCACCUUUUUGGUGAACACAAACGGUAGAAGUAAUUAUGGUGAUGGUUUUGCUUUCUUCAUCGUAUCACCAAAUUUCAAAAUCCCCGACAAGAAAAAAUCGGAAGGCGGAAACCUCGGAAUAUUUACCUCGGAAACCGCUUUAUAUACCAAAGAAGUUCUUCUUGUUGAGUUUGAUACUUUUUCAAAUGAAUGGGAUCCAAGUCCUGUGACACAAUUUGCUCAUAUAGGAAUUGAUGUUAAUUCAAUUAGGUCAGUGGUUUAUACACCUUGGUAUAGUGAUUUUACUCUUGAUGGAAAUGUAGGAAAAGCACGCAUAGAGUAUGAUUCUAGUGACAAAAAAUUGAAAGUGUUGGUAACUUAUUUUAAUAAGGGACCAAUAUUGAAUGGGGAAUCUAGCUUAGUAUAUAAUAUUGAUUUGACAACUUUUCUUCCUGAAAAGGUUCAAAUUGGGUUCUCUGCUUCUACCGGGGAUUUGGUUGAGACACAUGACAUUCUCUCUUGGUCUUUCAAGUCAAACAUUUAGUAUACAUGUGGGAAAGUUUAUAUUUUGUUCCAAAAUAAUAACCUCGUAUGUUAAGAGGAUGUAUAAUA
Messenger RNA from Trifolium pratense (red clover), 917 nucleotides. Its product is annotated as lectin 11-like. The record is from RefSeq and is a predicted model, not a curated record. Lineage: Eukaryota; Viridiplantae; Streptophyta; Magnoliopsida; Fabales; Fabaceae. Gene Ontology annotation, molecular function: carbohydrate binding. The coding region runs from base 4 to 849 and encodes 281 amino acids. The transcript has a single exon.